Guillardia theta CCMP2712 is the source of this 832-nucleotide messenger RNA. RefSeq lists its product as hypothetical. The record is from RefSeq and is a predicted model, not a curated record. The transcript has a single exon. Lineage: Eukaryota; Cryptophyceae; Pyrenomonadales; Geminigeraceae. The annotation marks the transcript as partial.
ACCUCCGCCCACUCCCAUGCCACCCCCCUAAAACCCUUAGUUUUUUCAAGUCUAGCCCUGCACAUACCCUUGACCCCACGACCUCGUGCUCCAAUCCACAUACCAACUCCUCCACGUCCUCGUUCUCUAUCGCCCUUGAACCCACCACCCCACGACAUCGUACCUGCGCAGUGCAGUGAUUUCGUGAUUUGAUCUCGUGGUUCUGCUGAUUUCGUGGUGCUCACUUCAUUUCUGUACCACCCCCUUCCCCAUCCGCGGGUGUUGAUCGCAAAGGCUGCGCUGCCUCUCGGGUAUUGACCGGUGGUCUCUCGGGUAUUGACCGGUGGUACCCAGUAGAAUCGAACAAGCACUUGAAAGGUAUCGAGAUGCCGGAGAAGCGUCGCAGGCAAUCCAAGAAGGGAGGCAACAAGAGGAGGAGGGGUACCGUCAACGGCAACGGUAACCAGAGGGGCGAUACGAGUGAGGGGGUGGUGGUGGUACCCCAGCAAACGACUCCGGUCGAGACGGAGCCGACGGCGCCGGCGGUAGGGACCCUGAGGGUGGGUGCGAGGAGCAACGAGGUGAGACGAACCCUAGAGGAGGUGGAGACGGCUGAGCAGAUCAUCAACGACCACCUGGACUAUCUUAUGGACCUAGCCUGGGGGGUGAUCGAUGCCUCAACGAGGGCAGAAGACCGGUGGGUAGAUGAGAUGCUCGCAUCCAUGGACAGCAAGGGGUUCCUCCAUUGGUACACCCAAGAAGGGAAUGACUAGGAGGGUGGGGGUACUACUACCUCGAAUGGAAAAAACUUCAACCGACAAAAAAACGGUUUUUGGCUUCUUUUGGACCCUGG